GCGGCCGCCCUGCCGGGCCGAGAAUGGUGGGCGUGAAGCCGGUCGGGAGCGACCCGGACUUCCAGCCGGAGCUGAGCGGCGCGGGCUCCAGACUCGCCGUGGUCAAGUUCACCAUGCGCGGCGGAAAAAAUGACAGUGAUAAUUUAUUAAUCGAAGUGAGGAAAGUUGGGAAACUUGCUAUUAAGGAAACACUUCCAUUAACAAUGAGGCAACAUUUAACCAUAAACAACUGCAGACAUUGAUUGGCAAAGGACUGUGUGAUAUGCUUUUAAAAAGGUGUGGACCAUGUUUAAGGAUUGCCCCAGCAUUCAGUUCUAUGAGUAAUAAGUAUCCACAGGCAGUUUUCUUGGAAGUAGAUGUACAUCAGUGUCAGGGAACAGCUGCCACCAACAAUAUAUCAGCAACACCUACAUUUCUGUUUUUUCGAAACAAAGUGAGAAUUGAUCAAUAUCAAGGAGCAGAUGCUGUUGGAUUAGAAGAAAAAAUCAAGCAGCACUUAGAAAAUGACCCUGGAAGCAAUGAGGACACAGAUAUUCCCAAAGGCUAUAUGGAUUUAAUGCCUUUUAUUAACAAAGCUGGCUGUGAAUGCCUUAAUGAAAGUGAUGAGCAUGGAUUUGACAACUGUUUACGAAAAGAUAUGACCUUCUUGGAAUCUGAUUGUGAUGAACAGCUACUUAUUACUGUGGCAUUUAAUCAGCCUGUUAAGCUUUAUUCAAUGAAAUUUCAAGGGCCUGAUAAUGGUCAGGGUCCUAAAUAUGUAAAAAUUUUUAUCAAUCUGCCCCGAUCUAUGGAUUUUGAAGAAGCGGAAAGAAGUGAACCAACUCAAGCUCUGGAACUAACAGAGGAUGAUAUUAAAGAAGAUGGCAUUGUCCCACUUCGUUAUGUUAAGUUUCAGAAUGUUAACAGUGUAACUAUAUUUGUUCAGUCCAAUCAAGGUGAAGAAGAAACAACAAGAAUUUCAUAUUUUACUUUUAUUGGUACUCCAGUCCAGGCAACCAAUAUGAAUGACUUCAAACGAAGAGUACACAUUGGAAAGUUGAGAGUUAUCAACCUGUGAAACAGUAGUUGGCAAAAAAGGAGAAAGCCACUAAGGUACAAAAGACACUGGAAGACCAUAAUGCAAUCAGAUCUACAGCUCCUGGAUAAUUGCUUGAUUCUCAUCAGAGACUGUCAAUAUUCCAUUCAUUGCCAUUACCAAUAAAUCAUUGCUUUUGUUCGGAUGGUAUCACUAGUGUUUUUAUUGUAAUCUUGAUACAUGCAGUUGUAAAUAAAAGUCACUACUUUUGCCAAGCUUAAA
Canis lupus familiaris (dog) is the source of this 1297-nucleotide messenger RNA. RefSeq names its product thioredoxin like 1 (gene TXNL1). NCBI's taxonomy places the organism in Eukaryota, Metazoa, Chordata, Mammalia, Carnivora, Canidae. The transcript has 10 exons. Bases 263 to 1057 code for a protein of 264 amino acids. The record is from RefSeq and is a predicted model, not a curated record.